This is a messenger RNA of Malaya genurostris, 3128 nucleotides long. It is a transcript of the gene eEF2, whose product is annotated as eukaryotic translation elongation factor 2. The record is from RefSeq and is a predicted model, not a curated record. The coding region runs from base 245 to 2779 and encodes 844 amino acids. Gene Ontology annotation, biological process: translational elongation. Gene Ontology annotation, molecular function: ribosome binding; GTP binding; translation elongation factor activity. NCBI's taxonomy places the organism in Eukaryota, Metazoa, Arthropoda, Insecta, Diptera, Culicidae. The transcript has 5 exons. Gene Ontology annotation, cellular component: ribonucleoprotein complex; cytosol.
GUUUUAUUCUUUAUUGUUGGCUAGUGUACAAAAGGGCCAAACAAUAGUAAAAAGAGUAUAUCCAUAGAGCAAUGGGAGUGCUGUCCCACCACAAGCUGUAGCUGUAGCUGUUUUCUUCGUUUAGCAUAUUACAAACGGAUUGUAAAAAAACGAUAAAGAACAGACACGUUUUGGUAGUUAAAAAAGUUUGUGAAAUACUUCUAAUUUUGAUUUUGCAACUGGAUUCGAUUUCGAACGCAUAAAAAUGGUUAACUUCACCGUAGAUGAAAUUCGUGCCAUGAUGGACAAGAAACGGAACAUCCGUAAUAUGUCCGUCAUUGCCCACGUCGACCAUGGCAAAUCAACGCUGACCGACUCGUUGGUCUCGAAAGCUGGUAUCAUUGCCGGUGCGAAGGCUGGCGAGACCCGUUUCACCGAUACCCGUAAGGACGAGCAGGAACGGUGCAUCACCAUCAAGUCGACUGCAAUCUCGAUGUACUUCGAACUGGAGGAUAGGGAUAUGGUAUUCAUUACCAAUCCAGAUCAACGUGACAAGGACUGCAAGGGCUUUUUAAUCAAUUUGAUCGAUUCGCCCGGUCACGUCGAUUUCUCGUCGGAAGUAACUGCUGCGCUGCGUGUCACCGACGGUGCACUGGUGGUCGUCGAUUGUGUGUCGGGCGUAUGCGUCCAGACCGAAACCGUACUGCGCCAGGCCAUCGCCGAGCGUAUCAAACCGGUUCUGUUCAUGAACAAGAUGGACCGUGCUCUGCUAGAGUUGCAACUGGAAGCGGAAGAUCUGUACCAAACCUUCCAGCGUAUCGUGGAGAAUGUGAACGUCAUUAUUGCAACCUAUAACGACGACGGCGGUCCAAUGGGAGAAGUCCGUGUCGAUCCUUCUAAGGGUUCCGUCGGUUUCGGAUCUGGUUUGCAUGGAUGGGCAUUUACACUCAAGCAAUUUGCAGAAAUGUACUCUGUUAUGUUCAAGAUUGACGUGGUAAAACUAAUGAAUCGUCUGUGGGGUGAGAAUUUCUUCAACGCCAAGACGAAGAAAUGGGCCAAGGUUAAGGAUGAUGAUAACAAGCGUUCCUUCGUUAUGUAUGUGCUUGAUCCGAUCUACAAAGUUUUUGACGCAAUCAUGAAUUACAAGACUGACGAAAUCCCGAAACUGCUCGAGAAGAUUAAGGUUACGCUGAAGCACGAAGACAAGGAUAAAGAUGGCAAGAAUCUGUUGAAGGUCGUGAUGCGUAGCUGGUUGCCAGCUGGAGAAGCUCUACUUCAAAUGAUUGCCAUUCAUCUGCCAUCCCCAGUUGUAGCCCAAAAGUACCGUAUGGAGAUGCUGUACGAAGGUCCGCAUGACGAUGAGGCCGCAGUUGCCGUGAAAAACUGCGAUCCUGAAGGACCACUGAUGAUGUACGUGUCUAAGAUGGUACCGACCACGGAUAAGGGACGUUUCUAUGCUUUUGGUCGUGUGUUUGCUGGUAAGGUCGCCACCGGUCAGAAAUGCCGUAUCAUGGGCCCCAACUACACUCCCGGAAAGAAGGAAGAUUUGUACGAGAAAGCUAUCCAGCGUACUAUUUUAAUGAUGGGACGUUAUGUUGAAGCCAUCGAGGAUGUUCCAUGCGGUAACAUUUGUGGUUUGGUUGGAGUUGAUCAAUUCUUGGUUAAAACUGGAACCAUCAGUACCUUCAAGGAUGCUCAUAAUAUGAAGGUUAUGAAGUUCUCAGUAUCACCUGUCGUGCGCGUGGCUGUGGAACCCAAAAAUCCGGCCGAUUUACCAAAACUGGUUGAAGGACUUAAACGUCUGGCUAAGUCAGAUCCUAUGGUACAGUGUAUCAUUGAAGAGUCUGGUGAACACAUCAUUGCCGGUGCUGGUGAACUGCAUCUGGAAAUUUGUCUAAAGGACUUGGAAGAGGAUCACGCCUGUAUUCCGUUGAAAAAGUCCGACCCUGUUGUGUCAUAUCGUGAGACCGUGUCAGACGAAUCGGACCAGAUGUGCUUGUCCAAAUCGCCCAAUAAGCACAAUCGUCUAUUCAUGAAGGCUGUCCCGAUGCCGGAUGGUUUGGCUGAGGAUAUUGACAAUGGGGACGUCAACUCGCGUGACGACUUCAAGGUUCGUGCUCGUUACCUGGCCGAGAAGUACGACUACGAUGUUACUGAAGCCCGUAAGAUCUGGUGCUUCGGUCCGGACGGCACAGGUCCCAACAUCGUAGUGGACUGCACCAAGGGUGUGCAGUAUUUGAACGAAAUCAAGGACUCGGUUGUCGCUGGUUUCCAGUGGGCAUCCAAGGAAGGUGUGCUAGCCGAAGAAAAUAUGCGCGGUGUUCGUUUCAACAUCUACGAUGUUACACUGCAUGCUGACGCUAUCCAUCGUGGUGGUGGCCAAAUCAUUCCGACCGCUCGUCGUGUCCUGUACGCCUCGUACAUUACCGCUGCACCGCGCCUUAUGGAACCGGUUUAUCUAUGUGAGAUCCAGUGCCCUGAGGUUGCAGUCGGUGGUAUCUACGGUGUGCUGAAUCGCCGUCGUGGACACGUCUUUGAGGAAGCUCAGGUUGCCGGAACGCCCAUGUUCGUCGUUAAGGCGUAUCUACCCGUCAAUGAAUCAUUCGGUUUCACUGCUGAUUUGAGAUCCAAUACCGGUGGACAGGCCUUCCCACAGUGCGUGUUCGAUCACUGGCAAAUCCUGCCCGGAGAUCCAGCUGAACCUAAUACCAAACCGUACGCCGUUGUACAGGAUAUUCGUAAGCGUAAGGGUCUGAAAGAGGGUUUGCCGGAUUUAUCACAGUACUUGGACAAAUUGUAAACACAUCUUACUCUUAACAACUACGUGAAUCAAACUAGAGGAAUGCAGCAAAUUCAGCUACAAUUAUUAUAAAAAAAUAAUUUAUAAAUGUUUACAACAAAACUACACCUACACAUUUUCAAUUGCCAGCUGACGAUCAAAAAACCCCCCGCAAUUGUUUCCAGUUGAGUUUUUCCAGAGUUCAGUGAUUACGUUAUUACCGCGAGACAAACAAAAAAAAACAUUCAUGCUGGUUCCGUUGAAGAUGCUGAAUAACAGAUUUGAUUAACAAACAAUAAUGAAACAGUGAUACAAGAGAAUACAGAAAAUGAGAAAUCGUGUUGACAAAAAAAAACAAAACGAACGGAAA